CUGCCGCUGCCUCCCGGGCGCUCUCGGCCGAGCGGCGCGGCGGCUACGGGCUGCGGACUGCGGUGCGGUCAGCCGAGCCCGGCCCGCCGGCUAGCGAACCCGCGCGUCCCGGGCAUCCGUCGGGUGCUGGAGACGCCUCCUGCAAGUAGUCCCCGGGGCGGCCGCGCUCCCGUGUUGUCCGCUGCGGCUGCGGGACCGGGACGUGCGGAGCCGUGAGGCCGAGCCGGGGCGCCCCCCUGCGGUCAGCGCGGGCCUCAUGGCUGGGCCGAGCGGAGCGGAACCGGCGAAGUGAAGCCCCCGGGCGGGCAGCCGCAGCGCGUGGCGGGGGCGCCGGCUCCAUGGGCAGCGGCGCACAGCGGCACGAUGAUGGACGUUAAUAGCAGCGGCCGCCCGGACCUCUACGGGCACCUCCGCUCUUUCUUCCUGCCGGAGGUGGGGCACGGGCUGCCCGACCUGAGCCCCGACGGCGCCGGCCCGGUCGCGGGCUCCUGGGCGCCUCACCUGCUGCAGGGGGUCGUGGAGGUGACGGCUAGCCCCGGGCCCACCCGGGACGCGCCGCGGGACAAUACCUCCGGCUGCUGGGAGCAGAUCAACUACGGCAGAGCCGAGAAAGUUGUGAUCGGCUCCAUCCUGACGCUCAUCACGCUGCUGACGAUCGCCGGCAACUGCUUGGUGGUGAUUUCGGUGUGCUUCGUCAAAAAGCUCCGGCAGCCCUCCAACUACCUGAUCGUGUCCCUGGCGCUGGCCGACCUUUCGGUGGCCGUGGCGGUCAUGCCCUUCGUCAGCGUCACCGACCUUAUUGGGGGCAAGUGGAUCUUUGGCCAUUUCUUCUGUAACGUCUUUAUCGCCAUGGACGUCAUGUGCUGCACGGCCUCGAUCAUGACCCUGUGCGUGAUCAGCAUCGACAGGUACCUUGGUAUCACGAGGCCGCUGACGUACCCUGUGAGGCAGAACGGGAAGUGCAUGGCCAAGAUGAUCCUCUCCGUCUGGCUUCUGUCCGCCUCCAUCACUUUACCGCCGCUCUUCGGCUGGGCUCAGAACGUCAACGAUGGCAAGGUGUGCUUGAUCAGCCAGGACUUCGGCUACACGAUUUACUCCACCGCAGUGGCAUUUUAUAUCCCCAUGUCUGUCAUGCUUUUCAUGUACUACCAGAUUUACAAAGCCGCCAGGAAGAGCGCCGCCAAACACAAGUUCCCUGGCUUCCCCCGGCCGGAGGAGCCCGACAGCGUCAUCUCCCUUAAUGGCAUGGUGAAGCUCCAGAAGGAGGUAGAGGAGUGUGCAAACCUUUCGAGACUCCUCAAACACGAAAGGAAAAACAUCUCCAUCUUUAAGAGGGAGCAGAAAGCAGCCACCACGCUGGGCAUCAUCGUCGGGGCCUUCACCAUGUGCUGGCUGCCGUUUUUCCUCCUCUCGACCGCCAGGCCCUUCAUCUGCGGCAUCGCCUGCAGCUGCAUCCCGCUGUGGGUGGAGAGGACAUGUCUGUGGCUGGGCUAUGCAAACUCUCUCAUUAACCCCUUUAUAUAUGCCUUCUUCAACCGGGACCUGAGGACCACCUACCGCAGCCUGCUCCAAUGCCAGUACCGGAAUAUCAACCGGAAACUCUCGGCCGCAGGCAUGCAUGAGGCCCUGAAGCUCGCCGAGAGGCCCGAGAGACCUGAGCUUCUGCUACAAAACUCUGACUACUGUAGAAAAAAAAGUCAUGAUUCAUGAUCAAAAGCAGAAUAAUGGAGAUGAAAUAAACAAGGCAAGACAGAGGUGGAAACAGAAUGCAAUCAUUUGCCGAGACUUCGGAAUGGAAUGCGGCGUCUGUCCUUUCUUGGGAUGGCUAAGACAUGACCAGCAAAGUAUAUCCACUGUUCAGAGUGUAUCGUGAGAGGGAUGGUGACCUCUCCUUGUUUUCUGUGGAUCCGUGCUGUUGUGUGCACGUGAAAAUGGCCUGAUCAGCUCAGCUGUAAGCGCACACACAGAACUGAGUUCCAGAAAGAACACAGUUUCUGGUGCUUUGCUUCUGUUCAAGUCUGUGCAAGUGAAGAAGUUCCCGUGCACACUUCUCAUGCUGUUGAGUCUAGGCCUUGUGGUGAAUAUUCAGGAAUCAUUCAUGAGACAGAUGUAUUUUGCUGUGGGACAGAGGGUGUUUUCCUCAGCCCACUGCGGUAAGCCUAGUGAUGAAUACACUGCAUGUCCACAUUAGAAAACAGAACCCUGUCAUCAGCCACUACAAAUGAUCUCCCAGAGCAGUGUCUGUUCAAAGCUUCUGUCAAACAGUUUGGCUUUUUUGCAGGGUCCCUGUGAUGUCCCCACCAGCUUCCUUUCUUUGUUAACUCGCUUCUCGUUCUGGAGUAACUCAGGAACAGAGCUCAGGAUGGAGAGAAUCUUAAAACCUGAAUAAAGCUUUUUUUUUUUUUUUUUUUUUUUAAUCACACUCACUCUUCUCCUGGGGGCUCCUGAGAAGGGAGGGGCAUUCCUCCUGUGAGGAGUUUUCCCUGGAUGGAGAGCGAGGGCUGCCUCCCUGCCCCGGACAUGAACACGAUGGUUGGCACAGAACUUGUGACUGUCCUUUACACCUCGGUGCUGUGGGCCUGCGGGCUGGCUCCUAACUCUGAGGUUUGGGGGAGAAAGGAUGGUAACAAUGGGGUUUCCACGCAAGGCCGUGAUGCUUUUGGAGAUGGAGCGUCCUUGUGCUAAUUCUCAUUGAGCAGCGUUGUAUGUGUGCCCCGGCGGUCCCCUGGGGCAGUGCUGGGAAGCCUCUGUAGUACCAUUCUGUUCCUUCUAGAGGGUUGGUAUUUGUGUUCUCUGUAUCUGAAAUCACAUGUGUGCCUGGUCAAUUCUGUUCUCGUCCCCUGUCCUUCCCCAAAGUGGUAGAUAUUCAGGGCAGGUCAGGACAUGGAAAAGUUCCCUUUGUACUUGGUAUUUUUUUUUUAAUGGUUCUAUGUAAUAUUAUGAGUUAGGGAGACAGAAAGUAGAUCAGAGAAGAGUACCUCUAAGGGGACGAAAUGAAUGCAAACCUUCAUUUGACAAGAGAGAAUGGAAAGUGACUAUUAUUUUCCUGCAAUAUGUGUAGCUGUUUUCUCACAGGAUAAUGUGGAAUUCCAGCAUGGAUGGCAGAUUUCUUCCAACUUUCACUGACUUCGCUUCUUAUCACACACAAGGAAGGGUCUGCCUCUUUGAAAGGGGAGGUGGGCACUGUCCUUUCCGAUAAAGCUUGUACCAAUUCCUGAACCGCGGAUUUGCUGAAGUAACUGUAUAUACUUAUAUCCAUAAUUUAACUGAUUCGUUCUGGUCAGGUAAAUGUUGUUAAAUUUGAAAAUGUUUUAUUACAUUACAUCAAAUAAAGUUUAUUUGUAGCUGUAAUAAAGCAACUUAAAUAAUGACUUUUAAUUGAUGGUCUAAUGUUACGAAUGUCACUCUACGUAGACUAACACAAUGGCAGACUUUAUGUAUUUGCUGCAAUCCUAACAGGUAGCUAAGGUAGUUCUGUAAUUAAUUGCAUCCAUUUUGUAACUUUUUAAAAAUAGUGACCGUUCAUUCCUUGAUUUGAUUAAUAAGCAUUUGUUGGGCUCCUGCUGCAUUCAGCACUGGGGACAUUGAGGGAACCAGGAUGGUAAAGCAAGUCCUUACUUGUGAGGAAUUUACAUCAGAAGGCAGACUUUUGUCAGCUUGUCACCAUGUAGUAUAGUAAGCACAAUAGAGAUUUUUAAGGAGUGACGUGUUUCUUUCCUGUAGUGUAAGUCAGGGCCUUAUGGUUAAUUGGAUUGAUUCAGGUUUUCAUAGGUGUUUAAUUUUUGUUAUUAGGACCUUAGUUAUUAACAUUGGUUCUUUGUCCUGCCUGACUUGAACUCUUUGCCUCACCCUGGUUACAGCGGCUCGUCCCUGGAUACUGUACUCCAUGCCUAGCAGCCAAAGGAAAAGAAAAAGAAGCUGGGAGAGAAUGAGAAAAAAUGUCAAACAAUUUAUACUAGUUCACCUAUGACGUAAUUUGUACCAAAGGGACAGCUUUUAACUAAGAAUUGGGAAAAUCACUUAAAAAUUUUAUAUGUAUUUUUGGACGAUUCAGCAACCAUGACUAUUAUAACUAAUCUCUCUUCUGACUCUAGGGUAUCAGUUAUUUUCUGGUAAGACCAAAUAUUGGGAAAUGAUAACUUGAGAAGUGGCAUACUUGUAAGAAGUGACUUAGUGACUGUUGCCUUAGUGUUUAAUUUUAUUUUGUACAUGUUAAACAGGGGGCACUCAUAGAACCUAGGUUUUCUGGAAACUGUUUCAUAAAUUCUUAAAGCAUUUACCAUGGUGUCACAUGCCUGAGAUGCCUGUAAAUGUUUUUGAUGAUCAUAUUUUCAUGUAAUUUUAUUAGAUUCAUCGAUUAUAGACAUUACCUCAGCAAGACAAAUAGAAAAUUCAGGCAAUUUUUCAAAUAGUUUAUGCUAUUGUGGUAAUAAUAGGUUUUCCUGGUGGCUCAGUGGCAAAGAGCCUGCCUACCAAUGUAACAGACGCACGUUCAAUCUCUGCGGGAGACGCAGGUUUGACCCCUGGUUGGGAACAUCCUCUGGAAAAGGAAAUGGCAACCCACGUUGGUAUUCUUGCCUGAAGAAUUUCAUGGACAGCCAACUACAGAGAACUACAGCAGGCUACAGACCAUGGGGUCGCAAGAGAGUCUGACAUGACUUAGUGACUAAACAACAAUAACAACAAAUAUAAUAAUGUCUGAAUGGCAUCUGGGGAUGAUGAGAAUUUUCCUUUUAGUGUUUCAAUUGUCCUGUGAGUUCUCAAUUCAAUGGAUAGAAAUGUUUACAAUUCUAUUGAAUUUUUAAAAACAGUCCAUGCUCCUCCCUAUCUGAGUAUCUUCACACAUGUUUUCCUCCUCUGCCUGGAAUUUUUUUUUUCUGUUCUCAAUUAUUGAUUCUAUGUAUGUUUUCUCAUUGUUUAGUAAUUCUUCAAGGGCAUGAACCGUGUCUUUUUUUUUUUUUUUAACCAAUAUUCCCAGCACCAAGCACCAUGCUUGGAACUUGUAUAGAAGGCAAAAAAUAUUUCUUUUUUUA
Bubalus bubalis (water buffalo) is the source of this 5033-nucleotide messenger RNA. RefSeq names its product 5-hydroxytryptamine receptor 7 (gene HTR7). The transcript has 3 exons. Gene Ontology annotation, biological process: vasoconstriction; chemical synaptic transmission; circadian rhythm. Gene Ontology annotation, cellular component: dendrite; plasma membrane. NCBI's taxonomy places the organism in Eukaryota, Metazoa, Chordata, Mammalia, Artiodactyla, Bovidae. The coding region runs from base 364 to 1710 and encodes 448 amino acids. Gene Ontology annotation, molecular function: G protein-coupled serotonin receptor activity; neurotransmitter receptor activity. The record is from RefSeq and is a predicted model, not a curated record.